UCGUGGACUGAAGUUUUAGAUUUUUUUUGAUUUGGGUGGAACCAAACCAAAUCAAAGCAUCCUUCAUCUUUCAGAUUCGGGAAGAUUUGAUUUGAGAGACAAACAUGGCGCUGAAGGUAUAUGUUGAUCGAAUGUCCCAACCAUCUCGUGCAGUUCUCAUCUUCUGCAAGGUAAAUGGGAUAGAUUUCGAGGAGAUCCGAGUAGAUAUCUUGAAAAACCAGCAAUACUCCCCUGAAUAUAAGGCGAUAAAUCCUAUGUAUCAAGUUCCAGCAAUAGCUGAUGGACGGUUUAAGCUCUUUGAGAGUCAUGCAAUUCUUAUCUACAUCUCUUGUGCAUUUCCGGGUGUGGCUAGUCACUGGUAUCCUAGUGAUUUAUCCAAAAGAGCUAAGAUCCAUUCCGUCUUAGACUGGCAUCAUUCCAAUUUACGCCGUGGUGCAGCUGGACUUGUUUUCAACACUCUCCUGGCACCGAUAAAAGGCCUCCCUUUAAAUCCCCAAGCUGCCAAGGAAUCCGAGCAGAUACUCAUAAGAUCUUUGUCAAAAUUAGAAAAUUUUUGGCUAAAAGACGGACGAUUUUUGGUUGGAAGCUCUCAACCAUCAAUAGCAGAUCUCAGCUUAGUAUGUGAACUCAUGCAACUUGAGCUUCUUAGUGAAGAAGAUCGGCAUCGGAUAUUAAGUCCUUACAAGAAAGUUCUUCAAUGGAUGGAAGAUACAAAGAGUGCAACUGCACCUCAUUUUGAUGAAGUUCACAGGGUUCUCUUUAAAGCCCAGAAAGGAAUCCGAGAGCGCAUGCCAACACAAUCUGGGAAACCCGAAUUGAAGUCGAAGAUGUGAGAUCAUAGCGAUUAGUUCGAUAUCUAUAUCAUGGUCGUUUUGUUCUUUCUGUUCAAGACUAAAUUCUGUUUGAUUUCUGUAUAAUUCAGCAUGUAAUGUUGCUACAUAAUCUCUCCCCCUUAACUUGUGAUGAACCAUUUUCAAGAUUAUGUAAUCAUCGUUACAUUUUAAUGAACUUAUUUCAUUUAUCGUCA
Molecule: messenger RNA, 1027 nt
Organism: Cynara cardunculus var. scolymus (artichoke)
Lineage: Eukaryota; Viridiplantae; Streptophyta; Magnoliopsida; Asterales; Asteraceae
Product: glutathione S-transferase T1-like
Exons: 7
Coding region: 105-833 (242 amino acids)
Source: RefSeq, a predicted model, not a curated record